AUGGAUUCUAUUUCAAUUUCGACCUUUGCUGAUUCAACGCCUUCAGUGCUCUCGGUGGUCUCGGGCGGCGGCCCUGGUCUUGCAUACUUCUCCGGCGUGGCGCUGGGUGUCUCGGCUGGAUGUCUGUGGACAGGCGCAACCUCUCUCGCUUUUUCGUACGCGGAUGAGCAAUCCAAGGGAACUUACCUUGCCGUCCAGUGGGGUCUGACGUCUUUGGGCGGGACGGUGGGUGCAGCGAUCGCGUUUGGAGUCGACGUCGACGCUACCAAAGCCACCGGCGUAUCCAAUGCCGUCUACGGGACGUUUCUCGGCAUCAUGCUCGCGGCCUGUGUGGCCGCUCUGUUCUUGAUCAUAGAUCCGAGGAAGGUUGUGCGUGACGAUGGAACGCACAUUGCCGAGUUCGAGCCGACCAGCAUACGCCAGGAAAUCUCCCAUCUGAAGGCCAUGGUCACUGACUGGAGGAUCUAUGUGCUUGUGCCGACGUUUCUGGCCUCGGAGAUGUGCCUGGCGACCGUGAGCAGCAUCAACAGCUACUACUUUUCUCUGCGCGCUCGGUCUCUGAACAACGUGCUUUUCCAAUUCAUCAUGAUCCCGGCGGCGUUUGCCUUGAGCUCACUGCUUGACAUGGGCCGCCUGUCUCGCCGGAAACGCGGUCUCAUCGCUUGCAGUUGUGUCGGGGUCAUCACCAUGGGUGCCAGCGCCGGACUGGUGGGCUGGAUGAAGAUCAACGGUCUAGACGGUCGCUUGUCCACCUCUCCCGAUGUGGACUGGACCAGUUCGCGCUUCGCCGGCGCCACUGUCAUCUACCUCCUCUGGGGCAUCGUCUACGCAAGCUAUCUGAUCAGCGCCAACUGGGUGGUGAGCUCGUUGAGCAACGAUCCCGCCCGCUGCGCCGUCUACGCCGGCUUCGCCAAGGGCACCGCCUCGCUGGGCUUGUGUAUUUGCUUCAUCAUGGACACCAGGUCCGUCACCUACAUGGCCCAGUGCAUCAUGCAGUUCGUCCUCUACGGCAUCGGUUCGCUGACCGUCAUCUACAUGCUCGUCUAUCACGUCACGGACACCAACUACUUCCUGGAGGACCACGUCAUUGUCCCGGAAAAGGUGCGCGAAGUCGCCGCCACCAAAUUGCACGACGUCGCCGUCGAGACCAACGAGACCAACGAUACCAAAUAG
Molecule: messenger RNA, 1173 nt
Organism: Capronia coronata CBS 617.96
Lineage: Eukaryota; Fungi; Ascomycota; Eurotiomycetes; Chaetothyriales; Herpotrichiellaceae
Exons: 3
Coding region: 1-1173 (390 amino acids)
Source: RefSeq, a predicted model, not a curated record